UCAGCCACCUGGUGCCUGCGUCCUACAGCCGUGUAGGCCUGGGAGCUGCCUCUGAGGAGCGGAGUAGGUACGGGGGUGUGUGAGACAGAGGCCAGCCGGGCAUGCCGCGCCCUCAGCGCUGAGGCCACGGCGGGUCGUGGAGGGCCCCACCAAGGUGACCACUGAGCAGCUGACCCUGAUGGGGAGGGGGCUGGCAGGGCCCCAGGGAGGCUGCAGCAGCAGGGACGAGGUCCAGACUGUGGCCAUGAGCUCGCCCGCCGGCCAGGAGCGAGCGGGGCCUGAGGAGGCCAAGGCUGCUGUCAGAGGCGACACGGCUCCUCCCCCGGGGACCCCUGCGCCUGCUGCUGGGAGCACCCCCGGCCAGAUGGGAGCAUAUCCCACAGACCUGACAUUGCAGCUGCUGGCCGUGCGGAAGAGGAGUGGGCUGAAGGACCCCCGCCUGCAGCAGGCCCUGCGGGGACGGCUCCGCCUGCUGGAGAAUGACAGCCGGGUGGUGGCACGUGUGCUGGGGGAAUUAUCGGCGAGGCUGUUGUCUAUCCACAGUGACCAGGAUCGGAUCGUGGUGAUGUUUAAGACAUUCGAGGAAAUCUGGAAGUUCUCCACCUACCAUGCUCUUGGCUUCACGCAUCACUGCCUAGAAAACCUGCUCGUGGACCAGGCCUUCUGGCUGCUCUCGCCCGGCGAGGAGGAGGAGACGGCCAUCCGAGUCUACGUGGACGAGGAUGCCUUGAAGCUGACCCACGAGAGCCUCCUCGUGCAAGAAGGGCCCUUCUUUGUCCUGUGUCCUGACCACCACGUGAGAGUGACGACUGGCCCUGGGGGUACAGGGAGGGGCCCCCAGCCCCUCAGGCGGGCUUCGGGGGGUCCCCAGGGAGAGGUGGCCCCAGAAGCAGGCCUCUUGGCGAGCCCCGGCAUGUCCUGCGCGGAGGUGGCAGCAGCCACCCUGGAACCUCUGAUCCCGUUUCAUCAGUGGGCUCUCAGGCUCCACUGGGACCCCAUCGAUGACUCCGUCGGUGAAGCAGCGACACCCGACACCCCGCUGAUGGCUGUGGGCCUGGCCUCGGCGGUGGCUGACUGCCAGGGCUUGGGGCCUGAAGAGAUGACCUUCCAAGGUGGUGACCUCAUUGAGCUCCUCGGAGCCCAGGUGCCUGGCCUGCCCUGGUGCGUGGGCCGACAUGUGGCCUCAGGCCAGGUCGGGUUUGUGCGGACUCAUCUCAUCAGCGCGCAGGGCCCGGCGUCAGAAUUGGAAAAUGUGAUCUUUCUCAGUGAGGAAGAAAGGUCAUUCUUCAGCAACGAGGGCCGCUUUUCUGAAGAGGACGCCAGGCAGUUACUGAGGAGAAUGUCGGCCGCGGAUGUCUGCACCGUGUACAGCCUGGACAGAUUAGAAGAAACCGAGCUUGAGCAGCUGGAAGGACAAGAAAUGCCUCCACGUUGCCUGAACCCGGAGCCUCACGGGACCCUGCAGAAGGUGAAGAAUAUUCUAGAACAAUGCAAGACCUGUCCGGACUGCCCCGAGGAGCCAGCGUCCUGGGGUCUCCCUGCAGUGUCCAGUGGUGUGAACUCGCCAGACACAAAGGAGCCCUCCUUCCACCUGGACGCCGAGGACGACUGGGCCAACCCAGAGGCCCUGGGCCCACUGCUGCUGGUCCUGAAUGCCCCUGGGUACAAGGCCUGCUUCCGUGGCCUGUAUGACGCUUCACUGCCAUGGCUGAGCAGUGUGUUCUGCCGCUUCACCGACGAGGAGGAGCUGGCUGUGCGCCUGGCGCAGGCCCGGGCAGCAGCCAAGAAAGCUGGCCUGCCCAUGGCCCUGGCCAGGCUCUGCUUCCUCCUGGGCCGGCUGUGCGCCAGGAGGCUCAAGCUGUCCCAGGCCCGGGUAUACUUCGAGGAAGCCCUGGGGGCCCUGGGGGGCAGCUUCGGGGACCUCUUCCUGGUGGUGGCCGUGUACACCAACCUGGCCACCGUUUACCUGAAGCAGAAGAACAAGGAGAAGAGUGCACAGGCGGUGCCCAAAGCCGCCGCCCUGCUCUUGGGGACGCCCGGCCACAUCAGAAGCGCUGAGGCAGAGGCGGAGCUCCUCAAGUACGCGCUGCGGCGGGCCGUGGGUGGCCGGAGCCUACAGGCCGAGGCCCGGGCCUGCUUCCUGCUGGCCAGGCACCACAUCCAUCUCAAGCAGCCCGAGGAGGCCCUGCCCUUCCUGGAGAGACUGCUGCUUCUGCACAAGGACUUGGGGGCCCGGGAGGCCUCGUGGCCCUCGGACUGCUACCUGCUCCUGGCGGACGUCUAUAGCCGGAAGUGCCUGCCCCACCUGGCCCUGAGCUGCGUCAAGGUGGCCUCGCUGCAGACACAGUGCUCACUGGCCAGCUCGCUGAGGAGCAUGGAACUGGUGCUCCGGAAUGCCCCCCGGCUCCACGGCCAGAGGCAGGCGGCCCACAGCCUACCCUCCCAGACGGCCCACUACCUCAGGCAGGCACUGGCCUCCCUGGCCUCGGGUGCGGGGUGUGCACUGCGCGGCCCCCUCUACGCCAGCCUGGCCCAGCUACACAGCCACCACGGGCAGCACGGGCCGGCCAUCGUCUUCAUGAUGCAGGCAGUGGAAGCAGAUGUGGUGGCCGGAGUCCACCCUGUUGUGGACCACCUGGUGGCCCUUGCCUGGCUGUACGUGCUUCAUGGGCAGAGCCAGGUGGCCCUGGACAUCCUGGAGUCCGUCCUGGAUGCGGCAGUGGCCAGUGUGGACCAGGAGGGCGUGAUUGCCAACAUGGCAGCUAUGGCCCUGAAGAGGACCGGCAGGACCCGGAAGGCGGCUGAGGGCUACUACCGUGCCCUGCGCGUGGCCAGGGGCCUGGGCCAGCUGUGGAACCAGGCGGUGGUGCUGGCCAACUUCGGGGCGCUGUGUCUGCACACGGGUGCCAGCAGCCUGGCCCAGCACUACUUCCUGGAGGCCGUCCGGCUCUUCUCCAGGCUGCCCAGCAGGGAGUGUGGCCGGGACUUCACCCAGGUGCUCUUGCAGCUGGGCCACCUCUGCACCCGCCGGGCCCUCACCCAGCAGGGCAAGUGCUACUACGAGUGGGCCUUUCUGGUCGCCGUGGAGACGGACCACCUAGAGAGCCAGCUGCAAGCCGUCCAGCGGCUGUGCCACUUCUAUAGCACCGUCAUGCCCAGCGAGGCCCAGUGCGUCAUCUACCACGAGUUCCAGCUCACGCUGGCCCGCAGGGUGGCCAACAAGGUGCUGGAGGGACAGCUCCUGGAGACCAUCAGCCAGCUCUACUUGUCCCUGGGCACCGAGCGGGCCUACAAAUCCGCCCUGGACUACACCAAGCGGAGUCUGGGGAUAUUCAUUGACCUCCAGGAGAAGGAGAAGGAGGCGCACGCCUGGCUGCAGGCAGGGAAGAUCUACUACAUCCUGCGGCAGAAUGAGCUGGUGGAUCUGUACAUCCAGGUGGCACAGAAUGCAGCCCUGUACACAGGUGAUCCCAACCUGGGGCUGGAACUGUUCGAGGCAGCUGGAGACAUCUUCUUCAAUGGGACGUGGGAGCGGGAGAAGGCUGUGUCCUUCUACCGGGACCGGGCACUGCCCCUGGCGGUGACCACGGGCAACCAGGAGGCAGAGCUGCGGCUAUGCAACAAGCUGGUGGCACUGCUUGCUGCACUGGAGGCACCCCAGGAGGGCCUGGAGUUUGCACACACAGCCCUGGCUCUCAGCAUCACACUGGGGGACCGGUUGAACGAGCGCGUGGCCUACCACCGGCUGGCCACUCUGCACCACCGGCUGGGCCAUGGCGAGCUGGCUGAGCACUUCUACCUCAAGGCGCUGUCACUCUGCAGCUCACCACUGGAGUUCGACGAGGAGACCCUGUACUAUGUGAAAGUGUACCUGGUGCUCGGAGACAUCAUCUUCUAUGACCUCAAGGACCCAUUCGAUGCGGCCGGGUACUACCAGCUGGCGCUGGCGGCUGCCGUGGACCUGGGCAACAAGAAGGCCCAGCUGAAGAUCUACACACGUCUGGCCACCAUCUACCACAACUUCCUCCUGGACCGUGAGAAGUCCCUCUUCUUCUACCAGAAGGCACGGACCUUCGCCACCGAGCUCAACGUCCGCAGGAUCAACCUGGCUCCCCCAAGGCUCUGCGGCCGGGCCCCCUGGCUGGCGCCUGGCCCCCCGCCCUGAGGACGGUCCCCAUGGAGGGGGCUUUGUGGAAGGGGGUCCCUGGACUUUCACAGCAUCUCCAGGUGCCUCAUUUUCUGGGAAACGGAGGCACAAAAGGAGGGGUCAAAUGGCAAUAAAUGGGUUUUG
Molecule: messenger RNA, 4291 nt
Organism: Propithecus coquereli (Coquerel's sifaka)
Lineage: Eukaryota; Metazoa; Chordata; Mammalia; Primates; Indriidae
Gene: SH3TC1
Product: SH3 domain and tetratricopeptide repeats 1
Exons: 18
Coding region: 179-4165 (1328 amino acids)
Molecular function (GO): protein binding
Source: RefSeq, a predicted model, not a curated record